Molecule: messenger RNA, 930 nt
Organism: Mesorhabditis spiculigera
Lineage: Eukaryota; Metazoa; Nematoda; Chromadorea; Rhabditida; Rhabditidae
Source: the annotation of a GenBank genome assembly
AUGUUCGGCAUUUUGAUCAACAACUGCUACGUCACCGACGGGUUCGGGAAGAAGGCGGAAGUGAUUGACGAGAAUGGCCCGGAUCCAAGUGCAGGAGGCAGCCCGUACGCUUUGCCGCCAACCAGUGGGGAUUUCCAGUUUGACGCCGAGGCGACGACCGUCUUCGGUCCGCCAGUGCCGACGCAGGCCAAGAAAGCCCCCCGAGCCAAGGCGACAACGGUGGAUUCCCUGACGGUCACCGAGGAGUUCGCGACCAACGACGUCGGCACGGCCCAGCCGACCACGGCCAGAACCUCGACGAAACACGACUACAACGACUACGAGGACGUCACCAUCCCGCCCAACCUCACCGACCUGCUCGCGAACCUGCCCGACGACAUCAACGCGGACAGCCUGCAGAAGAUGUUCAGGGACUCGGUGAUCGACAGGAAGGUGCUGCUGGAGAGUAUGGAUAUGUUGAAGAAGGAGAUGAUGAAGGAGAGUGCUCACGUCAUCAAUCCGCAUGUCAAACGAGUUGGGAGGAGUGGAGAAAAGGUCGAUCAGAUCAAGGUCGAUUGGAUGUCGGCCCGGCAUCGCGACCAGCCGAUUCCGGCCGAUUCCGGCGAGCGGAAGGAGAACACAACCACUACAGUCGUCAGACGAGACGUGAAAAAUCAAACCGCUAUUGGGCCCCCGUUGAUUGCCGGCCAGUUGAUGAUCUACGAGCUCGACGAGGAGCCGCCAAUGGAUGCCGUGGAAAAGCAGAACGGAAAGGAUUCUGAGUGCUUCUACUCACACUCGUUGCUCUUCUGGGCGUCUGCAGGCCUGGGUGGCUUGUCGGUGGCGCUCCUCAUGUUGUUGCUCCUCAUCUCCAUCAAGUAUUUGAGGCUGACGAGAGAAAAAGACACAUCCUUCUCCUCGCCUCGCCGCCACCUGACCGCCCAUGAGACU